GUCCAACCCACGUCCACAUCCACGCUUCCAUCAUGCCGGGGCUGCUGCUCGGAGACCCGUUUCCUGAUUUCGAAGCGGAGACCACCGCUGGUAGAAUGAAACUCCACCAAUAUCUCGGUGAUUCAUGGGGUAUCUUGUUCUCCCACCCCAAAGAUUACACCCCGGUUUGCACCACGGAGCUGGGUCGAGUGGCCAGGCUGAGCAGCGAGUUCAGCAAACGCGGCGUCAAACUGAUCGCUCUGUCCAUCGACAGCCUGGAGGAUCACUGCGGCUGGAGCAAGGACAUCCUGGCUUAUAACUGUGAGAAGUCUGAGUGCUGCAGGCUGCCCUUUCCCAUCAUCGCGGACAGCAAACGUGAGCUGGCAGUCUCUCUGGGUAUGCUGGAUCCUGAUGAGAAGGACAAAGACGGCCUGCCGCUCACCGCUCGCUGUGUUUUUAUUAUUGGACCUGAUAAAAAGCUGAAACUGUCCCUGCUCUACCCGGCAACCACAGGACGUAGCUUCAGUGAGAUCCUGCGUGUGGUCGACAGCCUCCAGCUCACAGCUGAAAGAAGAGUGGCCACGCCUGCUGAGUGGAAGCCUGGAGACUGCGUGAUGGUGCCUCCGAACAUGCCUGAGGAGGAUGCUGCCGCUUUGUUCCCAGCGGGGGUCUUCACUAAAGAACUGCCCUCUGGGAAGAAGUACCUGCGCUACACCCCAGACCCCCACGACCUGGGUGAAAGUGUGGAUCCUGGAUAUUCACUGAUUCAACCGCGCCAAUGCACGUCUAUUUUGUAAUGGGCUUUUCUUUUUUUUUUUGCUUCUGUAAAGCAGACCAAAAGAAUACAAUAAACACAAGCAGAGUUAUUCUGUUAUGACCUUUAUAAUAGGUUGAUUUUAAAGUAGGCGACAUGUUAAAUAACUUUACAUUUGCACUGACAAUUCAAACACAAUGGGUUAUAAAGUUUAGUGUGGAACAACUCUGUGUGUAUUUGGGUCAGUGACAUCUGAUUCAUGUCGAUCUGCUGGAAUAAGUGAACAUUAUAGCAGAUUUUAACCCAGAUGUUGAAGGAAUUUUAUUUUUAUCUGAGUUUCAGCGUUUUGUUUCAUUAAGACCCCAAAGCUGAGAGAGAAUCUGACCUGGAUGCUGAGGCUGAUGAUGAUCCUGAUCAUUUCCAUCCUUGUUUGUAUUUUUGCGCAUAUUUACUACAGGUGAAUACUUUGUAACACUGUAUUUAACCGUUUCCUAAUGUUUCUAAAAUUUCUGUAAUAAAAAAACACCUGUAGGAAGGAGGGGAUUUGAUUGAAAAACUCCAAAGAGGAAAAAGAAAAAUACAAACUGCGGUGCUCAAAGGAAGCUCUGAUUAGUCCACACUGGGAUACUUAGUUUUCAAGGAAGGCAGAUUCUAUGAUGUUUGAAUCUAGAUUAACAGCUAACUAGCCAAACUAAUUGAAAAUGGGCCAUGCUUUGUUCUAAAGCUAACCAAAGAAUGUUGGUGUGUUGCUCAAACAGUGGAGUAAAUGCUUCCUGUUGAACGUUGUUUCAUUUCCUCUACUGGUUCAGACCUUUUGGUUUAUAACAAAAGUAACCAACGUUUGUGGUGCUCUCCACGCAGUCAGAGCAAACAGGCUGGUUUUUCACUGUAGGUAAUUGUGGUGAAUAAUAAUUAAUGCCUAUCAGAUGAUGCAGCGCAAUGCACAUUUUGUCACGCUGUAAUUUCAAACUUGAAUGUGUUUUGUUAAGGUUUUAUGUGAAAGAGCAAAGCACUUAAAAAGUACUUUAAAACUGGAGAAUGUGAUAGUUUCUACUACAAAGAUACCCUAUGUGUUUGUAUUCAGCCUUUGUUAAUUGUGAUGCCUUAAAUAAAAUC
This is a messenger RNA of Cyprinodon variegatus (sheepshead minnow), 1849 nucleotides long. RefSeq names its product peroxiredoxin-6-like. Bases 33 to 776 code for a protein of 247 amino acids. Gene Ontology annotation, biological process: cell redox homeostasis; cellular oxidant detoxification. The record is from RefSeq and is a predicted model, not a curated record. The transcript has 5 exons. Gene Ontology annotation, molecular function: peroxiredoxin activity. Lineage: Eukaryota; Metazoa; Chordata; Actinopteri; Cyprinodontiformes; Cyprinodontidae. Gene Ontology annotation, cellular component: mitochondrion; cytosol.